Clupea harengus (Atlantic herring) is the source of this 6928-nucleotide messenger RNA. It is a transcript of the gene myo18aa, whose product is annotated as unconventional myosin-XVIIIa-like. Gene Ontology annotation, cellular component: myosin II complex; cytoplasm; myosin filament. The transcript has 42 exons. Bases 311 to 6928 code for a protein of 2205 amino acids. Gene Ontology annotation, molecular function: cytoskeletal motor activity; actin filament binding; ATP binding. The record is from RefSeq and is a predicted model, not a curated record. Lineage: Eukaryota; Metazoa; Chordata; Actinopteri; Clupeiformes; Clupeidae. Gene Ontology annotation, biological process: actomyosin structure organization.
UAGCGUCCUACUAACCGCCAGGCAAGGCAAGUAGCACAGUACAAAAACUGCAACAGCCCACUGGCGCUCUCUCUCCCUAAACAGUACAUUUGCAAGGAGUUCUAAACACCUCCAUCGCAGCACCUAGUUGAGUGGUCUCUGUCUCUCAGGAAAACCACAGUACUCAUGAAAUGGCACAGCAUGCCAAAAAAAACACAGGGCAUAGAAUGACACCAUAUGGGAAGUAGCGUCUGACACCCAGCCCCUGUAUGGGAUAGCCCUUCUGGACCAGACACAGGCAUCAGAGUGAAGGGCCAGUUUGUAGCCAAACAUGUUCCACCUGAUAAAAAAAGACAAGGACAAGUCAGAGAAGGAUGGCGGGAAGAAGGAGAAGAAGGAGAAGAAGGACAAAAAGGAGAGGAUGUCUCCGGCCGAGAUGAAGAGCUUGGAGGAGAUGGGCAUGCGAAGGGGCUUCUUCCACCUCCACAGAGGGGGGUCCAAGCGCGACUCGAAGGGCAAGCUGGAGAUCUCCAGCCCCAUCCCCAUCAAAGUCAUCAACAGCACAGAGCUCAGCCUGAGCAACCUGGACUACGAGCGGGUCCAGGGCCAAGGAGGACUGACCCAGGGCUCGGGCCAGAUGAGCGCAAGUAGCUCCAGGGACGACCUGAAGAAGGACGCCUCGCAGGAAGCACCCAAUCGGACCUCUAUCCGGGACCGGGCUUCCAAAUUUGGAGCCCUGUCCAAGCAGAACUCCCAGGUGGGUCAGAUCAUGAAACGGUUCUCCUUCUCCCAGAGGAGCAAAGAGGAGAGUCCGCCAGAGUCCACCUCUCAGUCGGGCCAGAACUCUGCUUCCGUCUCGCCCCAAGUGGAGGCUAAAGGGUUUGACCCCCAGCCUCGCCCUAAGACUCCUCGUCAGCCCGUCCACAUUCCUGACCUGGUAGAAAAGACGUUCACCGCCGACCUGCGACUGCCCGCGGUGGUGGUUCCCAAAGUUCCUGAAACACGGGAACUGGAGCUGCAGCGGCGCAACACCGGCGACUUCGGCUUCUCCCUGCGCCGCACCACCAUGCUGGACCACCGGCCCGACGGUUCCGUCUACCGCCGCGUGGUCCACUUCGCCGAGCCCGGUUCGGGCAGCAAGGACCUGACUUUAGGGCUGGUGCCGGGGGACCGUCUGGUGGAGAUCAACGGGCAGAACGUGGAGAGCAAGAACCGGGACGAGAUCGUGGAGAUGAUCCGUCAGUCUGGCGACGUGGUGUGUCUGAAGGUGCAGCCAAUCGUGGAGCUGAGCGAGCUGAGCCGCUGCUGGCUGAAGAACACCGAGGGAGGCAGCAGAGAGGCCUGUGAGGUGAAGACGGAGGAGCAGAUUACUGCGGAGAAGGCGUGGUACGGCACAGAGAAAGUAUGGCUGGUCCACAAGGAUGGCUUCUCCCUAGCGACCCUGCUGAAGACAGAGGCUGGCAGUCUGCCCGAGGGCAAAGUGAAGAUCCGGCUGGAACAUGACGGGUCCCUGCUGGACGUGGACGAGGAUGACGUGGAGAAGGCCAACCCCCCGUCUCAUGACCGCGUGGAGGACCUGUCGUCUCUGCCCUACCUGAACGAGUCGAGCGUCAUGCACUCGCUGCGCCAGCGCUACGGAGGGAACCUCAUGCACACCUACGCCGGGCCCAACCUGCUGGUCAUCAACCCCGUCACCGCCCCCGCCAUGUACUCCGAGAAGGUGAUGCACAUGUUUAAAGGCUGUCGUCGCGAGGACACGGCGCCACACAUCUACGGCGUGGCGCAGACGGCGUACCGCAACCUGCUGACCACGCGCCAGGACCAGUCCAUCGUGCUGCUGGGCAAGACGGGCAGCGGCAAGACCACAAACAGCCAGCACCUGGUGCAGUACCUGGUGUCCAUCGCUGGCAGCCCAGGCAAAGUCUACUCUGCGGAGAAGUGGCAGGCCGUCUACACCAUCCUGGAGGCGUUUGGGAACGGCUCGACGGCCAUGAACAGUAAUGCCAGUCACUUCUCCCACAUUGUCUUCCUGGACUUUGACCAGGCCGGACAGGUGGCAUCUGCCUCCAUUCAAACGAUGUUAUUGGAGAAGCUGCGGGUAGCACGGCGGCCGGAGGCAGAGUCCACCUUUAACAUCUUCUACUACAUGAUGGCUGGAGCAGACGGAUCACUCAAGACAGAGCUCCACUUUAACCACUUUGCAGAAAGCAGUGCCUUUGGGAUCAUGCCCCCCACUAAGAGUGAAGACAAGCAGAAGGCAGCGCAGCAGUUCACUAAGCUGCAGGCAGCGAUGAAGGUGUUGGGCAUCUCUGCUGACGAGCAGAAGGCCUUCUGGCUCAUGCUGGCCGCCAUUUAUCACCUGGGAGCCGCCGGUGCCACCAAAGAGACAGAGGAAGCCGGCCGGAAGCAGUUUGCCCGUCACGAGUGGGCCCAGAAGGCAGCCUACCUGCUGGGGGUGGGCCUGGAAGAGCUCUCCUCCUCCAUCUUCAAGCACCAAGCCAAAGGCUCCAACCCGCGCAUCUCCGCCAUACGCCAGGCCACAGAGGACGCCGCCGACUCCUCAGGGCUGAAGGCCACUGCGCUGGAGUGUUUGGAGGCCAUGGCGUCUGCUCUUUAUUCUGAGCUCUUCACGGUCCUCAUCUCCCUCAUCAACAGAGCGCUGAAGUCCAGUCAGAACUCUUUGUGCUCGGUUCUGAUUGUGGACGCGCCGGGCUUCCAGAACCCGAGGCAGGCCAAGCGCGAGCGCGGCGCCACCUUCGAGGAGCUCUGCCACAACUACGCCCAGGAGCGGCUGCAGAUGCUCUUCCACGAGCGCACCUUUGUCAAGGAGCUGGAGAGAUACAAGGAGGAGAACAUAGAGAUUGCAAUGGAUGACAUUGAGCCCGGCACAUCACUCUCUGUGGCUGCUGUAGACCAAGCAUCCAGCCAAGCCCUGGUGCGUACCCUCCCCAGGACCGAUGAGGCUCGAGGGCUGCUGUGGCUGAUGGAGGAGGAGGCCCAGCAGCCUGGAGGCUCAGAGACGUCUCUCCUGGACAGACUCUUCAGCUACUACGGGCCCGCAGAGGGGGAGAGUAAAGGUCACACGGUUCUCCUAAAGAGCGAGCGGGCGCAUCACUUCCUGCUGGGCCACAGCCACGGCAGUGAUUGGGUGGAGUAUGAUGCCCGCGGCUGGCUGGGUCACGCUAAGCACAACCCUGCCACGCAGAACGCAGCCAGCCUCCUGCAGAACUCUCAGAAGAAGAACAUCAGUUCUCUUUUCAUCGGGCGCUCAGCGGGCACCACAGUGCUGUCGGGGUCCAUCGCGGGGCUGGAGGGCAGCUCUCAGCUGGCGCUGCGCCGGGCCUCCAGCAUGAGGAAGUCCUUCACCACGGGGGUGGCCGCCGUCAAGAAGAAGUCCCUCUGCAUCCAGAUCAAACUACAAGUGGACGCCAUGCUGGACACGGUGAAGAGAUCCCGGGUCCACUUUGUGCACUGCCUGCUGCCGAGGGCGGACGCCCUGCAGGGGACCAGCUCGUCCGAGAGCUCCGGAGAGAGCUGCGACCCGGGGCUGAUGCAGCUGGACGUGGGCCUCCUGCGGGCACAGCUCAGGGGCUGCAGGCUGCUGGAUGCCAUGAGGAUCUACCGGCAAGGCUUCCCUGACCAUAUGGUGUUCUCGGAGUUCCGUCGCAAGUUUGACGUGUUGGCGCCGCACCUGACCAAGAAGCUGGGCCGCAACUACAUCGUCAAGGACGAGAGGAGGGCUGCGGAGGAGCUGCUGGAGGCCCUGGACCUGGAGAAAAGCAGCUAUCACAUGGGCUUAAGCAGGGUCUUCUUCCGGGCGGGAACGCAGGCUAAGUUGGAGGAGCAGCGCGAUGAGCAGACCAGACGCAACAUCACCCUCUUCCAGGCGUCCUGCAGGGGAUACCUGGCCAGACAGGCCUUCAAGAAGAGGAAGAUCCAGGACCUGGCCAUCCGCUGUGUUCAGAAGAACAUCAAGAAGAAUCAUGGAGUGAAGGGCUGGCCCUGGUGGAAGCUCUUCACCACGGUGCGCCCGCUCAUCGAGGUGCAGCUCACUGAGGAUCAGAUCAGAGGCAAAGACGACGAGAUUCAGCAUCUGAAGACGAAGCUUGAGAAGGUGGAGAAGGAACGCAACGAGCUGAGACUCAACGGUGACCGCCUGGACAACAGGAUUACAGAGCUGUCUGCAGAACUGGCGGAUGAGAGGAACACUGGUGAGUCAGCGUCUCAGAUGCUGGAGAGCGAGACGGCAGAGAGACUACGCCUGGAGAGGGACAUGAAGGACAUGCAGUCGAAGUUUGACGCCAUGAAGAAAAAGAUGGAGUCGAUGGAGAUGGAGGUGAUGGAGGCUAGACUCCUCAGGGCGUCAGAGCUUAACGGGGAGCUAGACGACGACGACGAUGACGCCGGAGGAGAGUGGAGGCUGAAGUAUGAGAGAGCCAUCCGUGAGAGCGACUUCAACAAGAAGAGGCUGCAGCAGGAGUUUGAGGACAAGCUGGAGACUGAGAAACAGGCCAAGAGACAUGUGGAGAGGAGGCUGACAGACCUCCAGGCGGACCAGGAUGAGUCUCAGCGCUCGCUGCAGCAGCUGAAGAAGAAGUGCCAGCGCCUGGGCGCCGAGCUGCAGGACACCAAGCUGCACCUGGAAGGCCAGCAGAGCCGCAACCACGACCUGGAGAAGAAGCAGCGCAAGUUUGAUCUGGAGCAGAGCCAGACUCACGAUGAGGCCCAGAGAGAGAGGAGCCUGCGGGAGCGGCUGAGCCGAGAGAAGGACAUGAUGACCGGGGAGGUGUUCUCUCUCAGACAGCAGCUGGAGGAUAAGGACAUGGAGCUGUGUGCAGCCAACCUGAAGGUGGAGCAGCUGGAUGCGGAGCUGCUGGACCUGUCGUCACAGGAGUCCAAGGACGAGGCCUCGCUGUCCAAGAUCAAGAAGCAGCUGCGUGACCUGGAGGCCAAGGUCAAGGACCAGGAGGAGGAGCUGGACGAGCAGGCUGGCACCAUCCAGGUGCUUGAGCAGGCUAAGCUGCGGCUGGAGAUGGAGAUGGAGAGACUGCGCCAGCACCACUCUAAAGACAUUGAGGGCAAGGAUGAGGAGGUGGAGGAGAUCCGACAGUCUUGCAAUAAGAAGCUGAAGCAGCUAGAGGUGCAGCUGGAGGAGGAGUAUGACGACAAGCAGAAGGUCCUGCGGGAGAGGAGAGACCUGGAGGCCAAGCUGCUUAGCGCCCAGGACCAGGUGGGCGUGAAAGACGUUGAGACGGAGAAGCGCCUGAGGAAGGACCUGAAGCGCACCAAGGUGCUGCUGGCCGACGCCCAGAUCAUGCUGGACCACCUGAAGAGCCACGCCCCCAGCAAGAGGGAGAUCGCCCAGCUCAAGAACCAGCUGGAGGAGUCUGAGUUCACGUGUGUGGCGGCGGUGAAGGCCCGGAAGUCCAUGGAGCUGGAGAUCGAGGACCUGCACAUCCAGAUGGACGACAUCUCCAAGGCCAAGAUGUCGCUGGAUGAGCAGUUGAGUCGUCUCCAGAAGGAGAAGAACGACCUGCAGUCGCGCCAGGAGGAGGACCAGGAGGAGAUGAAUGAGCUCAUGAAGAAGCACAAGGCCGCCGUCGCCCAGUCUGCGAGGGACCUUGCCCAGAUCAGUGACCUACAGGCACAGAUGGAGGAGGUCAUGAAGGAGAAGCAGGAGAUUCAGGAGAAGGUGCAGACCCUGCAGAGCCAGCUGGAGUUCCAGGAGCAGUCCAUGGUGGAGAAGUCCUUGGUCAGCCGGCAGGAGGCCAAGAUCCGCGAGCUGGACACCAAGUUGGAGUACGAGCGCACGCAGAUCAAGCGCCUGGAGGGCCUGGUGUCGCGUCUGAAAGAGAACCUGGAGAAGAUGGUGGAGGAACGCGAUCACCGGGUGGCCGGGGAGAACCGGGAGAAGGACCAGAACAAGCGCAUUCAGCGCCAGAUCCGGGACAUGAAGGAGGAGAUGGCCGAGCUCUCCAAGAAGGAGGGCGAGGCCAGCCGCAAGAAGCACGAGCUGGAAAUGGACAUUGAGAGUUUGGAGGCAGCCAAUCAGAGCCUGCAGGCUGACCUGAAGUUGGCCUUCAAGAGGAUAGGAGACCUGCAGGCCGCCAUCGAGGAUGAGAUGGAGAGCGACGAUAAUGAUGACAUCUUCAGCAGUCUACAAGACAUGGUGACAAAGUAUCAGAAAAGAAAGAACAAAACCGGCGAGGACUCGGACAUGGACUCUGAGGUGGAGGAGCGCGUGGACGGGGUGAAGUCGUGGAUGUCCAAGAAUAAAGGAUCCAGUAAGACCCUGUCAGAGGAGGGCAGCCUGAAGGGCUCCAGAUAUGCUGUUAAUGUGGACGCUAAGCAAGGCAAAGAGGGGAAGGAGGGGAAAGAGGGGAAAGACACGAUGAAAGAGGGCAAAGAGCCGGAGUCCAGCCGCUCCGUGUCGGUGAUGAGCUCCCUGAGCUACAGGAAGCGCUCCAACCUGAAGGACUCCAUCGGGGGCGCGGGAGACGAGAGCUCCCUCUUCAGCACCCUGAAGGAUCAGUCAGACACCAUGGACCGCUCCUCGCUCCGCAAGGCCAAGUCCAAGUCCGCCGACGGGCAGGACGACACCAUGUCCGUCAGCAGCUGGAAGAAGUCUGGCGAUGACAUGGACGACCGCGGCUCGGUUAUCUCGCAGGCGUACUCGGAGGCGACCAGCCAUGCGCGGAAGGGCCUGGACCGCCGCUGGACGUCCCGGAGCAGCCCGGAGUUCGAUAAGGAGUCGAGCGUGUCGUCCAGCCGCAUGUCGGCCAGGCGCAGGAUGGGUCAGGACGACAGCGACGACGAUGACGUGAAGUCGAGCGUGAGCAGCUACGGCGUGCGCCGGAGCGCCUCUUGGCGGGACGACAGCCGCAGCGACUCCUACAUGUCAUCCUUGAGCCCCUCGUUGAGCCGGAGGGGCGGCGGGCGGCACCCGUAG